GCCGAGCGCCAUUUCCCUCCAAGAGGCGGGAGGCCCUACUGUUCGCUGAAAGCCUCGAUUGUUAUUUUGGGCAGCGGCGGUUGUUGUUGGUCGCCGACGCCAUGGGCUUCCUGCGGCUCAUCGAGAUCGAGAACUUCAAGUCGUACAAAGGCCGACAGAUCAUCGGGCCCUUCAAGAAGUUCACGGCUAUCAUCGGUCCGAAUGGCUCGGGCAAAUCGAAUCUCAUGGAUGCCAUCAGCUUUGUAUUGGCAGAGAAGACGAGUAACCUGAGGGUGAAGACGCUGAAGGACCUGAUCCAUGGUGCCCCAGUGGGAAAGCCAGCAGCCAACCGCGCCCUGGUCAGCAUGGUGUAUACCGAAGACUCUGGUGAUGAUAAGGUGUUCACCAGGGUCAUUGUGGGUGCUUCAUCGGAGUACAGGAUCAACAACAAAGUGGUGCCCCUGCAGGACUACAGUGAGCAGCUAGAGAAACUGGGAAUUCUCAUCAAAGCCCGUAACUUCUUAGUGUUUCAGGGCGCUGUGGAGUCCAUCGCCAUGAAGAAUCCCAAAGAGCGGACUGCCCUGUUUGAGGAGAUUAGCCGCUCGGGGGAGCUGGCUCAGGAGUACGACAAGAGGAAGAAGGAGAUGGUGAAGGCUGAGGAGGACACGCAGUUCAACUACCACCGGAAGAAGAACAUCGCAGCAGAGCGCAAAGAAGCCAAGCAGGAGAAAGAGGAGGCGGAACGUUACCAGCGUCUGAAAGAUGAACUGGCCCGCGCGCAGGUCCAGCUGCAGCUCUUCAAGCUGUACCACAACGAAUCAGAGAUUGAGCGGUUGAGCAAAGACCUCACCUCCCGUAAUAAGGAGAUCGAGAAGGACAAGAAACGCAUGGACAAGGUGGAGGAGGAGAUGAAGGUGCAGAAGAAGGAAGUCGGCAAGCUGAUCAGGGAGCAGCAGCAGAUUGAGAAGGAAAUCAAGGAGAAGGAUGCGGAAUUGAACCAGAAACGACCGCAGUACAUCAAGGCCAAGGAGAACACGUCGCACAAGAUCAAGAAGCUGGAGUCCGCCAAGAAGUCACUGCAGAACGCGCAAAAGCAGUACAAGAAGCGCAAGGCGGACAUGGACGAGUUGGAUCAGGAGAUGCUGUCAGUGGAGAAGGCCCGGCAGGAGUUUGAGGAGCGCAUGGAGGAGGAGAGUCAGAGCGAAGGACGGGAUCUGCAACUUGAGGAGAACCAGGUGAAGAAGUACCACCGGCUGAAGGAGGAGGCCAGCAAGCGAGCGGCCACACUAGCUCAGGAGCUGGAGAAGUUCAACCGGGAUCAGAAGGCUGACCAGGACCGGCUGGACUUGGAGGAGAGGAAGAAAGUGGAGACAGAGGCCAAAAUCAAGCAGAAGGUCAGAGAGAUUGAAGAGAAUCAGAAGAGGAUUGAGAAAUUGGAAGAUUACAUCAACACCAGCAAGCAGUCGUUGGAGGAGCAGCAGGCGCAAGAGGCCAAGCUGACCGAGGAGGUGGAGGCAGCAAAGCGGCGCAUCGAUGAGAUUAACAUGGAGCUCAAUCAGGUCAUGGAGCAGCUGGGUGAUGCUCGCAUCGACCGGCAGGAGAGCAGUCGCCAGCAGCGUAAGGCAGAGAUCAUGGAGAGCAUUAAACGCCUCUACCCAGGCUCUGUGUAUGGCCGUCUGAUUGAUCUGUGCCAGCCCACACAGAAGAAAUAUCAGAUUGCUGUCACCAAGGUACUCGGGAAAAACAUGGACGCCAUUAUUGUAGACACGGAGAAGACUGGCAGGGACUGCAUCCAAUACAUUAAGGAGCAGCGGGGGGAGCCGGAGACUUUCCUGCCUCUUGACUACUUAGAGGUAAAGCCGACUGAUGAGAAGCUCCGGGAGCUGCGGGGGGCUAAACUGGUGAUCGAUGUUAUCCGUUACGAGCCACCGCACAUUAAGAAAGCUCUACAGUAUGCCUGUGGGAAUGCACUAGUGUGCGACAAUGUGGAGGAUGCCAGGAGAAUUGCUUUUGGGGGUCCACAGAGACACAAGACAGUUGCCUUGGAUGGGACCCUGUUCCAGAAAUCCGGUGUGAUAUCAGGCGGUGCUAGUGACCUGAAGGCCAAGGCCCGUCGCUGGGACGAGAAGGCGGUUGAGAAGCUGAAGAGCAAGAAGGAGAAGCUGACCGAAGAGCUGAAGGAGCAAAUGAAGAUAAAACGGAAGGAGGCCGAACUGCGGCAGGUGCAGUCGCAGGCUCAUGGGCUCCAGAUGAGGUUGAAGUAUUCACAGAGUGACCUGGAUCAGACCAAAACCCGACAUCUUUCACUGAACAUGCAGGAGAAAUCCAAGCUGGAGAGUGAGCUGGCAAACUUUGGGCCAAAAAUAAAUGACAUCAAACGCACAGUGCAGGCCCGGGAUCGCGAGAUGAAGGAGCUGAAAGAGAAGAUGAACCAGGUUGAGGAUGAGGUGUUUGAGGAAUUCUGUCGAGAAAUCGGGGUGAGGAACAUCAGGGAGUUUGAAGAGGAGAAGGUGAAAAGGCAGAACGAGAUAGCCAAGAAGAGACUGGAGUUUGAGAACCAGAAGACAAGACUGGGCAUCCAGCUCGACUAUGAGCGGCAACAGCUGAAGGAGGACCAGGAUAAAGUGCACAUGUGGGAGCAAACAGUGAAGAAGGACGAGAAUGAGAUUGAAAAACUGAAAAAGGAGGAGCACAGGCACAUGAAGAUCAUUGACGAGACCAUGGCCCAGCUGCAGGACCUGAAGAACCAGCACCUUGCCAAAAAGUCAGAGGUCAACGACAAGAACCACGAGAUGGACGACAUUCGCAAGAAGCUUGGAGGGGCCACCAAGGAGAUGACCCAGCUCCAGAAGGAAGUGACUGCUAUCGAGACCAAACUGGAACAGAAGCGCAGUGACCGGCACAACCUGCUGCAGAGCUGUAAGAUGCAGGACAUCAAGCUGCCCCUGCGCCAGGGGAGCAUGGAUGACAUCAGUCAGGAAGAGGGCGAAUUGCAGUCCGAAGACACAGGAAACAGUUCGCAGAGGACCUCGAAUGUGUGCGCACGGGAGGCCAUGAUUGAGAUAGAUUACAGCGAGCUGUCCGAGGAUCUGAAGGAUACACUAGCAGAAGACGAGGUCAAGAUCGAGUUGAACAGCCUGCAGCAGAAGGUGACAGAGCACCAGAACAUCCUGCAACGGAUUGCCGCACCCAACAUGAAGGCCAUGGAGAAGCUGGAUAGUGUGCGGGAUAAAUUCCAGGAAACCUCAGAAGAGUUUGAGGCAGCAAGAAAACGAGCCAAAAAAGCAAAGCAGGCAUUCGAGCAGAUCAAGAAGGAGCGCUUUGACCGCUUCAACGCCUGUUUCGAAGCUGUGGCCACGAAUAUCGAUGAGAUUUACAAGGCUCUCUCACGGAACAGUAGUGCGCAGGCAUUCCUCGGCCCGGAGAACCCAGAAGAGCCGUACCUGGAUGGGAUCAACUACAACUGUGUGGCUCCGGGCAAGCGGUUCAGGCCCAUGGAUAACCUGUCUGGAGGGGAGAAGACGGUGGCGGCCUUGGCGCUGUUGUUUGCCAUCCACAGCUAUAAGCCAGCCCCGUUCUUUGUUCUGGAUGAGAUUGAUGCUGCCCUUGACAAUACAAACAUUGGAAAGGUUGCCAACUACAUCAAGGAGCAGUCUAUGUCUAACUUUCAGGCUGUGGUCAUUUCCCUAAAAGAGGAAUUCUACACCAAGGCUGACGCUCUCAUUGGUGUCUACCCUGAGCAAGGGGACUGUGUCAUCAGUAAAGUGCUGACCUUCGACCUGACUGGGUUCCCAGAGGCUGGCCCAUCACCCAAUGAUUAACCCGUACACGGGGAAGGCAUGCUGGGGUUGGGGAUGAGGAUUUUUGUGGGAGUUUGGACACCUUGUGCUUCAUUCACCUGGCAGCGUGUAUCAAGCGACUGGAAUUUGACACAUGGGGUGGGGCUCCAAGCUGUGUUUUCUGUUUUAGUCCCUUCCGUGUUGUGCAGACUUUUCUCCCCUCUCUGUCUGUAUGUCUGUGUCCGUCUGCCUCUUCUCUCUGUGUCUGUCUGUCUGUCUCUCUCUCUCUCUCUCUCUCUCUCUCUCUCUCUUUUUCUCUGUCUCUCUCUCUCUUUUUCUUUUUUUUCCUCUUUUUUCUCUCUCUCUCUCUGUCUCCCUCUCUCUUCUCUCUUUCUUUCUUUCUCUCGCUCUCUCUCUCACCGCCCCCUUCUCUUUCAACCCCCUUUCUCUCUCUCUCUCUCUCACACACACACACACACACACACACACACACACACACACACACACACACACACCCCCCCCCCCCGUCUCUCUACAAUCCUUUUGUUGUAUGUCUCGUGUGGUGGGCUGGGGUGGGAAAGGUUGCUGCUCAGUGCUUGCCUUUGACCAUUUUCUCUGCUCGCAAAUCAGAGGCUCAAGAGUUUGAGGUCUCUGCCAGCCCCAUUCUUGAUCUGUAUAAUCCAGUUUCUCGCUCAUGGCACAGGGGUUCUUGUCGUUUAGACAGCCUAUUCAGAAGCUGUGUUAAACCUCCCCGUUCCCCUUCCCUAAGCCCCCACCUCAGGCUAGGUCAUCGGUGAACCUGUGAGCCCUGUUCAAAGGAGGGAAUGGUCCCUGUGUCCUGCAGGAAGGCGGCUGGUUUUAUUCCCAAAAAGUGCACCAGUUGGGAUUUUUAAAAAUGCAAAUCAGGGUGCCCAGCUGUCCCCUUAGUUUAUUUGUUGGCACGAGACCACAGCAGACAUAAUGAGCCUCACUUGCUGAUUCUUUCUUCUCUUUGGAUGCCUUUUUUUUUUAUUUUGGAGAAGUGGCAUUUCCUGCUUUGAGCUGUGGGUGUGAAAUCCUACCCCUGGAGCAGGGGCAGGGUCAUUACUUCACCCUUAACUUCCACCAUCAAAACCAGUGCUUUGGCACAGCCGGGCAGCCACCCGACAUUCCCAUAGGUAUUAAAGUACAGGGAAAGGACGAGAGAAACUGAAGGCAAUGGGUGGAAGGAUGAUUUCACCGUUUUCUCCUCCUCGCCCUUUACAGCAGGGGCUAGAAUUGUGAAAGGGGAGCAGGUGUUUUAUUUGAAGUGCCAUGCAAGGCAGUGUCCAAGUGGGCAUUGAACGAGUUGGGGGAGAGAGGGGAGCCAUCACUCAGCAUGCACUUGACCACCACACCACACCCACCCCCACCUUAGAAAAGGUGUGCAAUCCCGGAGCUGCGCAGGGUCAAGGGUUCGGGAAUGUUUAGUUUCCAAAUGUUCGCACUCUGCAAGCACCUGUCCAAUGGUUUUGCACCCCUUCCUGUACAUAGACCCCCACCACACCCACCGCACGUGCGUAUGCGCACACAUCACAUUCCACUGGCAAGCAAGAACCUGUUUCAGAGUGACCUGCCUGACAUUGCUGCCUGUGGAGUGUGUCAGGCUUGGGAUGUUGGUUCCUUCAGGGCAGCUUCUAUUUUUACAAAUACCUCGCUGCCCCCCCCCCCCUCCAAAAUAUAAACAGGAAACAGACUAGCUACCAGCACCUUGUCUUUAUGUGGCCUGUAGCACCUUCCCAGACUUGGCAGGAAUGCGGAGGAUCUGGGGGGUGGCAUCUUUGCUGAAAGAUUGACCUUCCUGUUUUGCAGAAAUCCCAGCUGGAUUGCUGCAGGAUUCGGGUAUGGUUGUGGUGGUGGUGUUGAAUGGACACUUUGGGGGUGGGUAUUAUCAUGUGUUUUUUAAAAGAUGAAAGACAUAAAAUAUUUGAUAUGUAGCAUGUCAGGAUCACAGCUCGAUUGUUGCUUGCUUGCUGUAGUGUGGCUGCGACAUCUUUUUAAAGACCUGUUGGAAUUGUUUGUAAUGGUGUUUGGAAAAUAAUUUCCUUUUGCCUUUUAACAGGAAUCAUGUUAGACUGCAUUUCAUUGUGACAGUGCUGUGCAAAAUCACGUUUCUGUUUUUUUCCUGACCGCACCAAAUAAAAUGUGUACUUUUAAUUUGA
Messenger RNA from Stegostoma tigrinum, 5938 nucleotides. Its product is annotated as structural maintenance of chromosomes protein 1A. Gene Ontology annotation, biological process: sister chromatid cohesion. The record is from RefSeq and is a predicted model, not a curated record. The transcript is spliced from 25 exons. Bases 102 to 3800 code for a protein of 1232 amino acids. Gene Ontology annotation, cellular component: cohesin complex; chromosome; nucleus. Lineage: Eukaryota; Metazoa; Chordata; Chondrichthyes; Orectolobiformes; Stegostomatidae. Gene Ontology annotation, molecular function: DNA binding; protein binding; ATP hydrolysis activity.